AUGUAUAAACAUCUGAACAAACUUUUUGCACAUUUGAAAGUCCACAACAUAAAUAUUGGCAACUUCAUUAUUACAUACGGUUCCACCAAUACCAUCAAAAAAAAUCAAAGCGAAUUUUUGAAUUUCCAGUGGAUAUAUUUCAACUUAUGUGGCCUAGAUAUAGAAUCACAGAUACAACUAGAACGAUUAAGCUACAGAUUUUUGAACUCCCAGGCUCAAGAUGAUCUAGAUAGGGCUGGCUUGAUAUUUUAUAAUAAUUUGACUAUAAUGAGUGGAUUGCCAGUGAUUGUAUUUGGCCUUAGUGGUAAAGAAUCUGUUGACAUAAAGGAAGAUCAACUAAGGAAUAUGGACAAAAAAUUUAGGUGCAUAAGAAGAUUUACAGGAGGGGGAACAGUAGUGGUUGACAAUAAUAGCUUGUUUGUAAGUAUAAUUGCUCCACAUCAAAUUGGCACUUUCAAAUCGCACGGACAACUAUCUGGUUGGUGUUACAAUUUAUUAUUUAAACCAAAUGAUGUAUUGGCUGAUGGACGUGAAUUGGACGGAGAUUUUGUCGUAAAAAAUGGCAACUGCUAUAAAAAAUUCGGCGGAAAUGCUAUGGCGAUGUCAAAAAACUAUUUUGUACACCAUUCAUGCUUACUGUGGAACUUCACAGACUCGAUAAAUUUACUAAAUACGCCAAUUAAACAACCCAAUUAUCGCAACAACCGUAAUCAUUUGGACUUCUUGCAGCCUCUAUCAUUCAAAACCAACCUAUCAUCUGAUCAAUUCCUCGAGUCAUUAAUUGAAAACUGCAAGACUAAUAAUAGCUAA
Babesia microti strain RI is the source of this 810-nucleotide messenger RNA. Its product is annotated as lipoate-protein ligase 2 (LipL2). Lineage: Eukaryota; Apicomplexa; Aconoidasida; Piroplasmida; Babesiidae. Gene Ontology annotation, cellular component: mitochondrion. Bases 1 to 810 code for a protein of 269 amino acids. The transcript has a single exon. The record is from RefSeq and is a predicted model, not a curated record.